Letharia columbiana is the source of this 1737-nucleotide messenger RNA. RefSeq lists its product as uncharacterized. The transcript is spliced from 4 exons. NCBI's taxonomy places the organism in Eukaryota, Fungi, Ascomycota, Lecanoromycetes, Lecanorales, Parmeliaceae. Bases 1 to 1737 code for a protein of 578 amino acids. The record is from RefSeq and is a predicted model, not a curated record. Gene Ontology annotation, molecular function: NADH dehydrogenase activity.
AUGAGGCCUCUACUGAGGCUAAUCCACCAGAAAGGAGCUUCAACAUUUGCUAUAACAGCUCGGCGUACCCUGACCACUCGCUCCACCACCCUGCAUCAGUCACGCGCUCUAAUCAGAUCAUCCAUCUCACAGUGCCGGAGGUCAUCAUUACAGCAGUCCUUCAGAAGAUCAUAUGCCGACACGAAACCGCAAAAGUACUUCAGAAGAAGUAGGAUAACUCUAAGAUGGUUAUGGAGGGCAGUUUACCUGGGAGCGAUUGGCAGCUUUGGAUAUCUGGGCUACACUAUCUACCUGCUACGGACGCCUUCAGAGCAGCUCGAGGCCGAUCCUACGAAGAAAACUUUAGUCAUUCUAGGCACUGGAUGGGGCGCCGUAUCUCUGCUCAAAAACAUAGACACUGAGAACUACAAUGUCAUCGUCAUCUCCCCGCGAAAUUAUUUCCUCUUCACCCCCUUACUCCCAUCGUGUACGACCGGAACCAUAGAGCAUCGAUCCAUCAUGGAGCCAAUCCGGAACAUACUGCGGCACAAGCAAGCUACGGUCAAAUACUACGAAGCUGAAGCUACCAAGGUCGACUAUGCAAAAAAAGUCGUUUACAUAAACGAUGAGUCUGAGAUCAAGGGUGACGUGAUGUCCACAGAAGUGCCAUUCGAUAUGCUAGUUGUUGGGGUGGGUGCGGAAAAUGCUACCUUCGGUAUACCAGGCGUCAGGGAACAUUCAUGCUUUUUGAAAGAAGUCGGCGAUGCGCAGCAGAUCCGCAAGAGGAUCAUGGACUGCGUUGAGACUGCCAGCUUCAAAGACCAAUCACCUGAGGAGCGAAAACGCCUGCUACAUAUGGUUGUUGUGGGAGGCGGCCCAACAGGCGUCGAAUUUGCUGGGGAAUUGCAAGACUUCUUUGAGCAAGAUCUUAAGAAAUGGGUACCCGAGAUCGUCGAUAACUUUCACGUCACCCUAGUCGAAGCCCUGCCUAACGUCCUUCCUAUGUUCUCCAAGCAGCUGAUCGAUUAUACCGAGAAGUCCUUCAAGGAGGAAUCCAUCACAAUCCGCACUAAGACCAUGGUCAAGAAUGUCACCGACAAGACCAUUGAAGCCGAAUAUACCAAGCCCGAUGGCACAAAAGAGAAGGAGAUCAUGCCGUAUGGCUUGCUGGUGUGGGCUACUGGCAAUGCACUUCGCCCUGUUGUCAAAGAUCUCAUGUCCCAGAUCCCGGCGCAGAAGGACUCACGCCGUGGCCUCGCAGUGAACGAAUAUCUUGUUGUCAACGGAACCGAGAACGUCUGGGCUGUCGGCGACUGCGCCAUCGCUAAUUACGCUCCCACCGCCCAAGUCGCCUCCCAAGAAGGAGCCUUCCUAGCCCGCCUCUUCAACUCCCUCGCCAAAACCGACACCAUCAACAAUGAGCUUGCAAGCUUAUCUGAAGCGCAAGCCAAGGCUGCCGGGGAUCAACGCACACAGAUCUUCGACCAGAUCAAAACGCUGCAGAAAUCAUUGAGACGCGUGAAACAGAUUGGGCCGUUUGAGUACAGUCACCAGGGCAGUCUGGCGUACAUUGGGCACGACAAGGCGGUAGCGGAUAUCAGCUGGUUGAGUGGGAACUUUGCGAGCGGUGGAACAAUCACUUACUGGUUCUGGAAAAGUGCCUACGUGAACAUGUGCUUUAGCUGGAGGAACCGACUGCUAGUCUGCGUGGACUGGGUCAAGUCGUCUCUUUUCGGUAGAGACGUCAGUAGGGAAUGA